This is a messenger RNA of Drosophila nasuta, 6649 nucleotides long. It is a transcript of the gene Efa6, whose product is annotated as Exchange factor for Arf 6. The transcript has 14 exons. The record is from RefSeq and is a predicted model, not a curated record. Gene Ontology annotation, biological process: regulation of ARF protein signal transduction. The coding region runs from base 892 to 5466 and encodes 1524 amino acids. Lineage: Eukaryota; Metazoa; Arthropoda; Insecta; Diptera; Drosophilidae. Gene Ontology annotation, molecular function: guanyl-nucleotide exchange factor activity; phospholipid binding; protein binding.
AAGGCGUCUGUGGUGUUCGUCGGUUCGCGAGUCGCGCAUCCGCAUCAGCUUUUUGUUCUUCAUCAAACUUAAUUAAUACUAAUUAAUUAAAUGUAUUCGCAAUAGCGUAACACCCGAUAUUAAUAGCCUGACAAAUAACGUACAGGCGCGCCGCAAUGAUUGGUUAAAUCUGCAACCCGCGGCAGUUGGCAAAACAACAGCGCAGCAGCAGCGACUGCGGCGACAGAGUGUUUGAAAGCAGUGGAGAGAGAAAAAAGUCUCGCGAGUCUCAAUAAAAAAAGAAGAAAAAACCGAAAACCGAAUUUAACAAGUUUUUAGGUUUCGUCGGUAGCUGAAAAAAAAUUGCGUUAAAAGAAAGCGGAGCAAUUGAAAUUGUUAAAUAUGAGAUCAACACAAAAUUCAAGUAGUCAAUUUUGAAGUUGUAAUUGUAAUUGUGUGUGUGUUGUGUCUGCGUUUGAGUUGCUGUAUGUGAGUGUUGUGUGUGCGUGCGUGCAUUCGUGUGAGUGUGUGCGUUUUGUGCCUGCGUGUAAGUGAAAUAAAAAGCAAUUGUAAAUGAGUGCGCAAAGAAGUGUAGCGAGAAGUGGCGGCAGCGACAACGACAGCGCAGCCAAGCCCAAAACUUCAUUUCGUGAAUAAGUAAAUUAAACCAAAGUGCAAAUGACGACAGUGCCAAACACGUUGGCAAAUUAAAUACAAGUAAAACACACGAAAAACAUAAAUACGUAAGUGAACAAGCGGUCAGCAGUCAGCAAAGCAGUCCCAGGUGGUCAGCAAAUAACACCAACACACACUCACACACACGCACACACAUCACACCCGCACACAGGGAGCGGCAAAAAAGCAGCGCAGCGCAGCAGCAGAAGGCGACAACGUCAACGUCAGCGUCGCGCAAUGACCGAGGAAUUGAAAGUGGUGCUGCGUCGCAGUCGCAGCGAGCAGCAUUCCGGUUUCGGGUUUUCGCUGCUCGGCACAACUGGACCGCCGCAUGUCAUCUACGACAUUGUCGAGAAUUCGCCGGCUGCCGAUUGUGGUGCGGUUGAAGCUGGCGACGUGAUACUGAAAGUCAACGGCAUCGAUGUGCAUCGCUAUACAACGAAGGAAGUGCUCAAAUGUCUGCGACUGUCGGAGAACUUAGUAACCUUGGAGCUGAAACGAGAUCCCAAGUUGAAGGCGCGCAUUAAAGAGCAGCUGGCGAACACGCAGAGUCCGCAUUACGUGGACAUUGAGUCUCCCAUCAAUAUCUACGAUUACAGCAGCAGCGCGAACGCAUCGCCGAAGCAUCAGCGGCAGCAACAGUUGCACUCGAAGGGCGGCAACGCCACGCCCCCAAAUGCUGGUUCACCGGCGCUGCGUUACAAGUCAACGCCCACAACGCAUUUGCCAACGUUGCGCCAGCAAUCGCCAACAACAACCACAACAACGGGUAUUCAAUCAUUUGCCACCGCAUCGUCAACAACAACGCACACACACAGUCGCAACUCAUCCGCCAGCUCGACCAAGAUACAAAUGGUGGAAUCGACCACCAUUACAACAAGCAUAAGCAACAGCAACAUUGCCACAUCGCCAACGGCAGCAGCUGCAGGUGGCGACGCCACAUCGCCAACAUUUCGCCCGUCACGCAUUCCACAGGCUCUGAAGGCUGCGCCAAAACAGCAGUUGCCACAAUUGCAAUCGCCACAGCAUAAGCGUCCACGUCCAUCCCAAAUCCCCACAAAGGCGGCCAACGGCAACGGACUGCAGCCGCUGCAGCAUUCGAACAGUUACAGCGGCAGUCCGGCUGCCAAUCGGCAGCGUCAUACGGAUCGGGAGGCGGAUCGGGAACCGGAGCCCAAUUCGGCGCCACCGCAACCGGCAAAGGCGCCGAGGUUUGAGGCUUAUAUGAUGACGGGUGAUUUGAUAUUGAAUCUGUCGAAGACGCCGCAAUCCAGCAGCUUACUCACAACGCAGGCCAAGAAGGUGGACAGUUUGCGUGACUUUCCCAAGCGAAAUCUGGCCAAUGCACGCGCCAAUGGCGCCUUGGCUCCACGUGCCUCCGGCGAGUCAUCGCCCACUUCGUCCUCGUCGGUGGAUUCACCCACCAAUACGGCCAGUUCGGAUUCUGUUAAACGUGAUGCCAAGUUGCAGCGCUGUCAGCAGCAGCAGCAGCAACAACAGCAGCAGCAGCGUGAUAGCAUCAACAACAGUUACAAUCGACGCGAUUCGUUGACCAACGAUACGUUGCUAAUGUGCGAAGAAUUGGAACGCGAUGAGGAUGCCACGGUGGAGUAUGAUGACAAUAAACGGCAGCAGCAACGACAACAGCAGCAGCAACAACAGCGUUAUCGCCAGCAACAACAACAACAGCAGCAGCAACAACAGCGCUAUGAAUACUACCAAAACGAGGAUGAACUGGAUGCGGAUCCGGAGGAGCGAGAGGAGGAUCAAACACACUAUGACAUCACCAACAUCGAGACGUAUCAGAGUGGAAUGGGACGCGGUGACGAGGAUGACAGCGAUCGACAGUGUCUAGUGGACGACGAUGAUGAUGACGACGAUGUGGACUACAACGAGGAGGACAACGAUGCUGGCGACGAGGAAUACUCGACCAAUUCGUUGGGCUCAGGCUCUGGUUCGGCCAAACAGCGAAUGCGUGCGCUCAAACAACGCAGCCUGGCGCGGCAACAGCAGCAGCAGCAAAGGAAUCGCGAUGCUGUUGAUUGUGCAGCUCGAGCAACGGCUGGUUACUCGGCGUCCACGUCGAAUUCCUCCGGCACAGUGAAGAGCGAGGCUGUGCUGGGUUUGGGUUUGCAGGACGAAACCUCGUUCUCAGUGCCAACGUCGCCCAUUUCGCUGUCGGCGCCUCUCAUUGAUAAAGAGACGGCCAGCUCGGUGCCCACCAGCCCAGAACCCAGUUCGUUGGCGCCCGAAUCGAGUAAUGCGCCAGCUGGCAGCGGAGCGGGUGGCGGAGCUGUUGUGGUGCGCCGUCACAACGGGCAUGUGGUGCGCAAGUGCGAUGCAGCUGGGUUUCGUACCAGCAAAUCGGAGGAUCAUCUGCAGCAGAUACAGCGCGAGGGCAUUGCGGCUGUGAUACCCAUCGAUAUCGAUGAGGAUGUGAAUAGCUCGCUGAAUACGCUGCUGGAUACCCGUCACGACUCGGAGGAUUCGCAGGCAUCGAAUCGUGAUCGCAUCGUGUGGACCUACAAUGCACCACUGCAACCACAUCAAUUGGCGCAACUGCAGCAGCAACAGCAACUCCAGCAGCAGCAGCAGCAGCAACAACAACAGCAGCAACAGCAGCAAUACUACGGUCAGCAAUCGCAUUCAAAUUCCCAUUCAAGUUCCAUUAGUUCAUCGCCACAAAAUUCGGCAGCCGGCAGUCCGGCGUCGCCCACAUCGGUCUCCUCAUCCGUAAUGUCCUCGUCGGGUUCACGUAGCGCACAACAACAACUGCAGCAACAGCAGCUGCAGCAGCAACAACAGCAGCAUCAGCAACAGCAGCAGUAUCCACAGCAGCAGCAACAGCAGCAGCGAGAUCAAUCAGCUGUUGCCAUGCCGGGUCUGUUGGGCUGCCCAAAUGGUGGUGGUGCUAAUGGUGCUAGUUGUAGUGGUGGUGGUGGUGGUGGUUUUGGUGGCAACGAUCAGAGCGUCUCAGAGGCCAUUUCAAAUAUCUCUAGUCCCGACUAUCAAGACGACGAUAACUUAUUGAGUUCUCGCGAUAUUUUAGGCGGCAUGGUACUUAGCGAUCCCAGCGACUCGGACUCCACCAUUCUUGUCUCGGAUGCGGCUGCCCAACAGCGCCAACAGCAGCAGCAGCUCAAGCAGCAGCUGCGGGCCCAGCAGCAGCAACGUGAGCGUGAUCGCGAACGUGAUCGCGACCGAGAGCGCGAGCAAUCUGAGCACAAGCUGGUCAUCCAAGUGCGUGGCCUGGACAAUAGCAAUACGAGCAGUGUAACACGAUCGGAGGAUGAGCUAACCGAUGAGCCGUUGACCACGAUUGCGGGACGCGAUGCGUCGCCUCCCGUUUCCGACGAUGGCAGCGAUGUGGAGUCGCUGCAUUCGUAUCAUUACUCGCCCAAGGCUGUGGACAUGCCAUCGGCCAUACGCCUGGCCAAAAGACUGUAUUCCCUCGAUGGUUUCAAGAAGAGCGAUGUUUCGCGGCAUCUCAGCAAAAACAACGACUUUAGCCGCGCUGUGGCUGACGAGUAUUUGAAGCAUUUUACUUUUGAAAAGAAAUCUCUGGAUCAAGCACUACGCGAAUUUCUGCAACAAUUCUCGCUGUCCGGCGAGACGCAGGAACGUGAACGUGUGCUUGUGCAUUUCUCGAAACGUUUCCUUGACUGCAAUCCGGGCACAUUCAACUCUCAGGAUGCGGUUCACACGCUGACCUGUGCCAUCAUGUUGCUGAACACGGAUCUGCAUGGCCAGAACAUGAAUCGCAAGAUGAGCUGUGCCGAGUUUGUUGAUAAUCUGGCCGAUCUCAAUGAUGGCGAAAACUUUCCCAAGGAUGUGCUCAAGUACUUGUACCAAGCCAUCAAAACGAAGCCACUCGAAUGGGCGCUUGACGAUGAGGCGGGAGAUGCGCAACAGCAGCGUGCGAAUAACAACAGUGCGCUGACUGGCGUCAGUCAGAAUCCUUUCCUGGAUGCACCGGAGUCUGCCACAGCUAUAGAGUACAAGAAGGGCUAUGUGAUGCGCAAGUGCUGCUACGACACGAGCUUUAAGAAGACUCCUUUUGGCAAACGCUCGUGGAAAAUGUUUUACAUCACGCUGCGCGAUCUGGUUUUGUAUCUGCACAAGGAUGAGCACGGCUUUCGCAAGAGUCAAAUGUCUGACAAUCUGCACAAUGCGAUACGCAUACAUCAUGCACUGGCCACCAUGGCCAACGACUACACCAAGAAACAACAUGUGUUCCGACUGCAAACAGCCGAUCAGGCCGAAUAUCUGUUCCAGACCAGCGACUCCAAGGAGCUGCACUCCUGGGUGGAGACCAUCAACUAUGUGUGCGCCGCAUUUUCAGCGCCGCCUCUCGAAGGUGGCGUGGGCAGCCAAAAGCGUUUCCAGCGUCCACUCUUGCCCAGCGCACAGACUAAGCUGCUAAUGAAGGAACAGCUGGAGUCACAUGAGCUUCAGGUGGCGCAAUUAAAACACGAGUUGAAGGAGCACCAAAAGGCGCCCGUGCCCAGCAAAGGAUUGCCGCUGCAGAACUUCAAGGAGAAGGAAAGCUAUUUGCAAUACGAGAUGCGUCGGUAUGAAUCCUAUGUGAGCAUUCUAACAGCCAAGCUGUUGGCAGAUCAACAGCCGUUGGAGUUGCAAUGCCAGCAGCAGCAGUCGACGGCACAGCCAACGCUCGAAGAGGACGCCGACACAUUCCCCGUGAGCACGGGCAGCACUACGCCCACAACGCCACAAAGUAUUCAACAGCAGCAGCAGCAACAACAACAGCAACAGCAGUCGACCAACAGCAGAAAAGAGAAGAAAAAGAAAUAAUUACGCUUUUUCGUUUCGCUAUUGAUUUUUGAACAUUUCAAUCGACACACACUUCUCACACACACUGCGGCAAUUGCCCAUGUUCACACACCAUUAGCACACCAAUACAUCACUCACACACUCACAGGAAUGGAGCUGGGAAGAAGCGGGGAUUAUAACGGGGGAAUGGGAAACCGGAGAGGGGGAUUAUAUGUAUGAAGGGGGGAGAGAGAGAUUCACUCACGCGUUGCGGCAGUGCCGUUAAAACAAAACAAAAAGAAAAGAAAAAACAGUCUGCCAAUAAUUCAGAAUUUAUGUACAUUUCUUAAGCUACAUAACAUUAUGAUUAUGACUAUAUUGUAAUUGAAGUUGUUAAGGGUAUUAAGGUCCUAAUUACAAAAUCGGUCGUUCAACAGAAGAACCUUGGCUAGAAGCUAAAAAUCUCAAUCGGAAAUUAAUUGCAAAUUGAAACGGACCUUGACCGUCUAUGUGUGCCCCAAAAUCGAAAAUAAGUCAAUCAUUUUGAUGUUUUACCAAAAUUUCAUUGACCCACAGUGCCGGGGAAACUCCAAUAAUAUUACAUAUAUAAUCCAUAUGUAUGUUUAUCGAAUAUCUGUAUCUGACUAUACAAUUUUUGAUAGUGGCAAAAUUUUGCUGAGAGCAAAAUCAAGUCGUUACAUUCACACUCAGUUCUGACGUACAAUAAUAAUAAUAAUAAUAUUAAUAAUCACUCUUAUGGUUUUACAUAUGCAUAUAUAUUUCAACAAAUAUAUAUCGAGGCUAUAUUCUCAUAAAUGAAGCCGAGAUCGCUCGUAAUUUAUAAAUAUAUUCAAUUUGUUUUGGCAACUGCCAGGAAUUCUGCUGAACGGCUUUUUGUGUUGUACCAGAAAAAAAUGGGAUUCAAUUUAAAAAUACUUCUUAUUUAAAAUUAAAAAAGUACAUGCAUAAAGAAGAAAACAAAAAACACUUACAUCAUUACCUACGCUAUCAUUAUAAAUGAUAAAAAUAAAUUAUGAAACACUUUCUCUACGUAUAUACAAUAAAUAAUUAAUGAAUUGAACAACACAGCGAAUUAGUAUGUCGAAAUCGGUAUAUGAUUUGCUCUAUUGGCCUUUUUGCGAUAUAAGUAACAUUAAAACACUUUCUCCAAUAUAUGUAUUUAUUUAAAAAAAAAACAAACACCAAUUGGUUGAUUACGCGACAA